AUGUAUUCACAUCUAUUUUUUUUUUCUUUUCCUUUUCCAUUCAAAGUCCUUCUUAAUUCUUCUUCUAUUUCCUUUUAUUUCUUUUCCACCUUUCAUUCUUUUUUAUUCUAUUACCAAUUUUCUUCAUUUAUUUUUUUCCUUUUUAAUCCUUUCAUUUGUGUGUUUUCCAAAAUUUCCCCUGUUAAAAUCUAUCUAUCUAUCUAUCUAUCUAUCUAUCUAUCUAUCUAUCUAUCUUGGCCAAUUGAAAUCUAUCUAUCUAUCUAUCUAUCUAUCUAUCUAUCUUGGCCUAUUCAAAUCUAUCUAUCCAUCUAUCUAUCUGUCUGUCUGUCUGUCUUUCUAAGUCUGUUCAUAUCUAUCUAUCUAUCUAUCUAUCUAUCGAUAUAUCUAUUUGAAACUGUUCACAUCUAUCUAUCUAUCUAUCUAUCUAUCUAUCUAUCUAUCUUGGCCUAUUCAAAUCUAUCUAUCUAUCUAUCUAUCUAUCUAUCUAUCUAUCUAUCUAUCUAUCUACUGUUCACAUCUAUCUAUCUAUCUAUCUAUCUAUCUAUCUAUCUAUCUAUCUAUCUAUCUAUCUGUUAUUUAUUUCACCAUUGUCUGUAUCGAGGGCACAAAUUUUUGUUGAAUUGA
This is a messenger RNA of Acanthosepion pharaonis, 624 nucleotides long. NCBI's taxonomy places the organism in Eukaryota, Metazoa, Mollusca, Cephalopoda, Sepiida, Sepiidae. The record is from the annotation of a GenBank genome assembly.